Messenger RNA from Cuscuta epithymum, 1333 nucleotides. The record is from the annotation of a GenBank genome assembly. Lineage: Eukaryota; Viridiplantae; Streptophyta; Magnoliopsida; Solanales; Convolvulaceae.
CAUUUGAAAGUUACCAGUAUUCCCGGGGUAAACCCAAAAACAUAAGCUAUCCGUCAUUCCGUCCCAAUCCAUCCAAUGUAUAGCCCAAGUCUUCUUCCUCCGCUUAACACAGUAGAAAACUAGAGAUGGAUUGAAGGGAAAAGAUGGCAGGCAAGACAUUUAAUUAAUUAGAUUUCUUUGUUUUCUUUUGUACUUCUAGGUUUUCUCCUAAUCAAUAAUGAGCGCAGGAGGCAAAUCAGGCAAUGGGGAAGAAGUUGCGGUUUUGUUGUUUUGGGGAGGGGAAAUCAUAAAGAAGGGAUAUCUCGGCUCCGUCGAUUACUCAGAUCCGCCAAAAACGAUGUGUUUCUUGAGCCGCCACAGUGAUCAUGGGGAUCUCGUGGAGGAAGUGCAUUCGGCAAUGAACACCGAUGAAGAGGAAACGACUUUGGAUCUGUUCGGGAAGUAUCCGACAAAGAUAGACGGUGAGAAAUUGGUGUUCGUCUCUAUUCCGCUUACCGAUGAUCGAUCGUGGAGGUGGUUUUUGAAGUCGAUGGAUCUCUCCCAGCCCAUUCAUGUGUAUGCCAUCGCCACCGGAAAGAGCAUAGCACCAGAUACUGAGCGGCGCUACCCCAGAGCGCGUGAUUCAAGGAGCGUGCGGGGGAAGAGAAGCGGAGGCGCGUGCUCGUCCUCGUUACCAAUGUGGAUCUUUGUUAGGGCCCUGUCCGGGAAGACCGUUCCCUACAAGGUCGAAUCAUCGGACACCAUUGCUGAAUUGAAGGAACAAAUAGCGGAUACCGAAGGCUUUCCGCCCGACCAGCAGCGUCUCAUUUUCGCGGGAAGGCAACUGGAGGACUAUAAGACGCUUGCGGAGUACAACAUCCAGCCGAAUUCCUAUAUCCAUUUCGUCCAAAGGUUAUGCGGUUGUUAGUUGAUGUGAAUGUGUCUACCUUCUCAAGCACCGGCCAUUGAACCUUUCCUUUAGCUAUCUCAGAUGUGGAGCAUUUAGUUCAGUUUUGUUUUUGGUUCAUCGUUUUGAAUCGUUUCCUGGAGAAUGGAUUGAAUGCUGCAUUGGUUUUUCUUCUCAAACUUUAGGUAUUGAUAUUCAGCUGGCUGCAUUGACACAAAGGGGCUAUCUAUCAUUAUAAUUUGAUGAUCUAUAAUCAUCAAUCAUCAUUACAAUGACGAAUGUAUCAGUUUAAUUGGCAUGCGCUUAUGUUUAUAAUCAUUGCUUAUUAUGCUGGUAUACUAAUGGCCUAAAUUCGUAUAAGUUUUGAACUGUGAACUGUUCAUCCCUUCUCAGCAAUGUGGGGCAAAAGAAGCAAAAUCUAGACUUAUAUGAAGCAUAUCAAGAAUC